UUUUGCGUUUGCGCGUGUCGGCGACGCCACGCCUCUGUUAGUACGUGCACGAACGCGCUCUCAUUUCACUGCAAACUCCUGCUCACCAUUAUCACCUUUGCUGUCAAAUUCGUAAUUUUGCAUCUUGUUCUUGGCGAGUGGGUUCUCUUUGGAAGGCGCAAUCGCGGGCCAGCCCAGCGGCGGCAGAGCAGCUAAGCCGUCACAAGGUGUAGCUGGAGCCGUCAUCAUUGCGUCGGAGUGGAGUUGCCGUAGCAGCCCUGAUGGGGCGCAGGAGGAGGGCGGUGGCGAUGGAGAUGGACUUGGUGACGGGGCAGACCGGGGUUUGGACGGCGAUCCUGAAGGGGUGUGGAGUCCUGACAUCGAGCAGAGCUUUCAGGAAGCUCUGGCCAUCUACCCUCCUUGCGGCAGGAGGAAGAUUAUACUUUCAGAUGAGGGCAAGAUGUAUGGUCGAAAUGAGCUAAUAGCUCGCUAUAUUAAGCUACGGACAGGAAAGACACGCACACGCAAACAGGUGUCUAGUCACAUUCAGGUUCUGGCCCGCAAGAGGGUGCGUGAAUACCAGGCGAGCAUCAAGGUGGGCGCCCGCCGGAUAAAAGUCAUCCCUCUGAGCUUAUCUUCUGUCUUCUUUCUCUUUUCCUCUUCUUCCUGUCUUCUUUGCUGCCUUCCGAACUUGACAAUCCGCCUUCAGGUCUCUAGUCACCUGCAAGUCUUGGCCAAACGAAAGUCUCGUGAGAUUCACUCAAAGCUGAAGGCCAUGAACUUGGACCAGGUUUCCAAAGACAAAGCACUACAGACAGUGGCCAACCUUUCAUCAGCUCAGAUUGUGUCUGCAAGUGUGAUGAAAAGCCAAGCUUCUUUUCCUCCACCAGUCAGGUUUUGGCCGGGCCAUGUGCCAGGACAGCCUGGACAUUCUCAGGACAUCAAGCCCUUUGCACAGCCCCCAUACACAACACUAGCAGCAGCUCCUGUUCCUGCACCCAUCAGCUAUGAGUCCCUAGCUCCCCCUCGCCAGGCAGCAAUCGCAGCGCCUGUGUGGCAGGACAGAACCAUCGCCUCAGCAAAACUACGGCUUCUGGAGUACUCUGCUUUUAUGGAGACCCAGAAAGACAGAGAGAUGUAUAAGCAUCUGUUUGUGCAUAUUGGCCCAUCCAACCCCAGCUACAGUGACCCGGUGCUGGAGUCCAUAGACGUCAGGCAGAUUUACGACAAGUUCUCCGAGAAGAAAGGAGGUCUCAAGGAGCUGUAUGAGAACGGGCCCCACAAUGCUUUCUUUCUUGUCAAGUUCUGGGCAGAUCUGAGCAGUGAUCUUGAGGAAGGUUCCAGUGCAUUCUACGGUGUGAGUAGCCAGUACAGUGGAACGGAGAAUAUCACGAUCAGCGUCUCAACAAAGGUCUGCUCCUUUGGCAAGCAAGUGGUGGAGAAGGUCGAGACAGAGUACGCGCACUCAGAGGGAGGAAAGCACGUGUUCCGUAUCCAUCGCUCUCCUAUGUGUGAAUACAUGAUCAACUUCAUCCACAAACUCAAACAUCUACCAGAGAAAUAUAUGAUGAAUAGCGUGUUGGAGAACUUCACCAUACUACAGGUGGUGUCCAACAGAGAAACUCAGGAGACUCUGUUGUGCAUCGCGUUUGUGUUUGAGGUGUCCACCAGUGAACACGGAGCACAGUACCACGUUUACCGACUAGUUAACGAUUAGCACGUAUGACACGCAAAGACUGUCCAUGACUAUCUGACCUACAGUUAGUCAUUUCCAGCUCUCUCAUCCAGAUUGACACCAACACACAAACCACACGUACGCCUUACCAUCAUGGCCCCAUCCCAAUAUUUAAAACACUAUUGUGUGAACACGUGUCAUGUUGUCGAGAGUGUAAAUAAUCUCCAUUCAUGGUCUGUUGUUGAAGUCCUCCAGUUUCACUACUUUUCAGUUUCUUGAAGUCAAAUUGACAGAAGAAUAACAUGCCUCCAAAGGAAAAGCUCUGAAGCAGUUGAAUUGUUUAACAGUGAGUUUGUCUCAGUGUGGUGAUGCAUAAGAGGUCAGCCCCAUCAUUCCCAGCGAAAUCGAUGCGUCAUUGACAGCAGUGACUUUGAAUAUACAGUUGAUAGGUACACAGCACAGUUCAAAAUUUUAAGAGAGGGAGUACAAAUAGGUGUGAUCAUGAGGUUGAACAAGUGUGCGCACCCUCUUAAACUGGGAUUUGGCAGUGUUCACAAUUAUGCAAUCACAUUCAGGCUUGUCAAAUGGGAAGCAGCACACAUUUGCAACCAUGUUAACUGCUUCUCAUGACCCCAAAUAAAGUUCAGAUAUUCUUGUCAGGCUUUUCCUGACAUUUGUUUGCUUUCAUGCAGAUAGCCUGGUGGAUUUUUGCUAACACUGACUGGUGUUUUUGAAGCGUUCGUAAUUAAAACAAAACCAGCCCCAAAGUUGCCAGUAUCCUGUGUGACUGUAACUAUGGUUUUCCUUUGUUUAAAAUCAGUGUUGCUUGCUCCAAACAACUUGGUGAAUUUUAGCCAAUUUCAGAUUUACUGGACCAUAACAAAUUUUCCCCUCAUGAGCGUGAUUGUUUUGGGAUGUAGCUGGGCUUGAAUAAAGCUUGGAUUUCGCCAACCUUCCCCAUUACCCUGACAUAUGAGGAAGACGGGAGACUGAGAAUGUAUUGGACUGCCAGUACUUGCCAGUAAUUCCUGCAGCUCCUUCAAUGUUGCUGUUGGCCUCUUGGCAGCCCCCAUGACCAGAUUUCUUCUUGUCUUUUCAACAAUUUGGAUGAAUGUGCAGUUCUUGGUACUGGCACCGGUGUGGCAAAUGUUCUCCACUUGAUGAUGACCGCUUGCGUUCCAGGGGAUAGUGAAUUACUCGGAAUGUACGAUACACAUCUUUUGACUUUCUACUUUUUGAACAAUGAGAUCCCACUGAUGCAUUGGGAACGCUCAACAGACCAUAGCUCAUGUCUUCAAAAAUGUCAGGAUCAAGCCGAGUAGAACAUCUGUUAUAUGGGGUUAAUCAGAGGCACAUUCUGUGGGAGGUGUGCUGCUAACUCUUAACUCAUUCAGUACCAACCAAUUCUGGACCAAGUCCGAAAAGACGUUUAAAAACGUCUUUGGGAGUGAAUGAGUUAACAGGAGUUUGAAUGUUUGGGCUAUUAUGAACAGCCACAUCCCAAGUUAUUAGGGUGUGCACUCUUAACACAACAUCCACAUUAUCUCAUUUGUUCAUUUUUGCUUCUCAAAUACUUAAUUUAUUCAAUCCACACUACAGAAGAAAUAAGAAUGGGAUUAGACACUCGUCACAAGAUCCAGUUGAAUUUCAUUUUCUGUCUUUUCCGAUGUCUUUGCACUCCCUCAGAGUUAUAAGAUGUCCAUUUCAAGGCGUUCUGUACAUCAUUCAAGGUACAAAGUAGACCGAGGCAGAAAGACUUUUCGCUCAAUUCUCAUGUGACUUUUGUUUGUUUUUCAAUUUGAGUUUUCAGUUUAUAGUUUACGUUAAUGGUGUAAAAAGUUUGAAAUAAUUUGUCAGAAUGUGUUGUUGUUUUUAAACUGUAUAUCACAAAAACCAGUUGUUUGAACAGGGGUGUCUAGGCUAAUAUCCACUGUACAAUGAUUUUGGAUUUUCUAUUUCAUCACUGACAUCUUAUCUACCACAAUAACCAUAUUCAGCUGUACUGUGUCUAAUGACAUUUUCUGAGUCAGUCAAAUGAACACAAGUUCCAAGAAUGAUGACACAUGAACAGAUGGGAAAACAUAUCUUGAAUGAAACAGAGUGUGAAAAGUUGUCUUGCUUAGCAGUUGAUUGGGAGUAAGAAAAGAUCAAAUCUUAAGUAAGCGUUAAUGAUCGCUUCAGUCAUUGCCAACAAACGAAGUCACACAAAGGCGUCGGCAUUCUGAAAGGAAGAUAAAUUCCCUGGACUGUUUAGUUGCCUUUGCUGCAUUAUUUCUACCUCCUGUGUGAGUUGGGAUUCAACACGUGCUUUCAUAAAGCCUUGACCUGAGGAGCACUGACGUAUAGGACGUGUGCACACUACAUUUUUAAUGGUACGUUUUAUAAGCCAAAAUUAGCUCAUUAUACUCUUAUUUUUGUUUUUGUAAAAGCAAAUGUUUUUACCAGUACAGCUACCGCUAGUAAUUUUUUUUUUAUUAUUUUUUUUUUUUGGCCAGCAUGGCGCGGUCCAUGCUGCUGUCACCUGCAGGUCACUGGGGUUAAGUCCUCCAAACUGACACUUGUUUUGCUCUGUGGAAUGUUUUUGACUUGUACAUUUAACCAUAACUAAGCAACACCUGUUAGUCAUCUUGUCAUACCCUCAUCUACCAGCAAGAUUAUCAAUCGUGUGGAUGAUGACAAGAAUGUGUUUUUGUGUUUUGGUUUUGUUGUUGUCCACCUCCCCCCCUCCCCCUCCACCCCAUCAUCGUUUGAGCCGACACGUUCACUUGUAUCGCAUUCACUGUGUGGAACCACGUUCUGCAGUUUUUGUUUGUUUGUUUUUUGAAGGGGGGUGCGCAUAUUCCUUCUGUCGGUGUAUUCACAUCUGCUCAGUACGUUGAAUGUGUGCCUUUUAGGCUAUGCCAAUAAAAUCACUCACGGUGUUUGCAGGA
This is a messenger RNA of Hippocampus zosterae (dwarf seahorse), 4584 nucleotides long. It is a transcript of the gene tead3a, whose product is annotated as TEA domain family member 3 a. The transcript has 13 exons. The coding region runs from base 440 to 1696 and encodes 418 amino acids. Gene Ontology annotation, cellular component: transcription regulator complex. NCBI's taxonomy places the organism in Eukaryota, Metazoa, Chordata, Actinopteri, Syngnathiformes, Syngnathidae. Gene Ontology annotation, biological process: embryonic organ development; regulation of transcription by RNA polymerase II; hippo signaling. Gene Ontology annotation, molecular function: DNA-binding transcription factor activity, RNA polymerase II-specific; RNA polymerase II cis-regulatory region sequence-specific DNA binding. The record is from RefSeq and is a predicted model, not a curated record.